AUGAAACUCCUCUCCAAUCUCCUCACACUUGCCAGUUCUCUCAUCACUCUCAUUCUUGUCAUUAUGAUUGCUGUCACAAAUUUUCUUGUAAAAAUUCAUGCAGCUCAAUUCAAUCAGACAGUUCUCUAUGUUUUGACAUUGGUUGUGUUUAUAAUAGAAGUGACGAUUCAGACUAUUCUGUAUAUUUAUUUUGGAGUGAGGGUUUUGAGAACAAUUAAGAAACGUUCAUUGAAAUUGAAACAAGAAUCGAAUAGAAAUGCAUUUGUGAAUUCUAUACAGAAACCAUUGACCAAAACGUUUGUCUUGUUGAUUUCGAUGGGUAUUUCGACGGUUUUACAAGUUUUGGCUGCUAUUGCUUCAGUGUUGGCUUCGUCUUUCAGUUCUGACUCAAAUGUGGUUUCGUAUUUUUUGAAUUCAUUUGGAAUUUUACUAUUCGCAGGAUGUGUUGUGUUAAUGUACAAUCCACUCCUCUCAGAUGAAUAUAAUAACAUUGAUUUGUAUGAAGCUAAAGAAAGAGAGAGACAAUUAUUAUUGAACGAAACUUCAUCGAUGGGAUCUGAAUUGAGUAGUCCAAGACAAUCAUUCUUUACCAACUCACCACGAAAUCAUAGGAGAACUAGUCAACAAUUUCCAUAUGAACAUUCGAAUGCCAUUAGUAGAAUUGUGAGUGAUAGUUCAAUGACAAGCUCAGCAACAAUUACUCCAACCACAAGCUCAGUAAAUCUUCCACAACAAGAAGAAUCGGCAACAACAAUGAAUGAUCAAUCAGCAAUUGAGGAAAAUAGAAAAUCCAUUGUGGUUAGUCUAGUCAAUUUGAAAGAUUUAGUUACAUCGCCACCAGAAGAAGUUCAAACACUACCAAGUGUCACUUCACCAUCCACAACCAUUGAAAGUUGUGAAAAUCAACAAUUUUAA
Molecule: messenger RNA, 915 nt
Organism: Naegleria gruberi
Lineage: Eukaryota; Heterolobosea; Eutetramitea; Acrasida; Naegleriidae
Exons: 1
Coding region: 1-915 (304 amino acids)
Source: RefSeq, a predicted model, not a curated record